CCUAUAAAUGAUCGGACGACCACUUCGUCUUCCUCGCGCCGUUGCCUCUCUCUCUCUCUUUCUCAUCCUCUGCUCUAUCUCUCCCUCUCUCUAACUGAUUCUGUGAGGGAGAAACAGUCUCCGUGACCUAACCAUCUCCGGUUCUAUCUCCACGAAGAAAAAUGGCGUCCCACGUUGUUGGAUACCCUCGCAUGGGCCCCAAGAGAGAGCUCAAGUUUGCUCUUGAGUCGUUCUGGGAUGGGAAGAGCAGUGCUGCUGAUUUGGAGAAGGUGGCAGCUGACCUCAGGUCAUCCAUCUGGAAGCAGAUGGCUGAUACUGGGAUCAAGUACAUCCCCAGCAACACCUUCUCAUACUAUGACCAGGUGCUUGACACCACUGCAAUGCUCGGGGCUGUUCCUCCCAGAUAUGGCUGGAAUGGUGGCGAGAUCGGAUUUGACACCUACUUCUCCAUGGCCAGGGGAAAUGCCUCUGUUCCCGCUAUGGAGAUGACCAAGUGGUUCGACACCAACUACCAUUACAUUGUGCCUGAGUUGGGUCCAGAAGUCAAGUUCUCUUAUGCUUCCCACAAGGCUGUCAAUGAGUACAAGGAGGCCAAGGCGCUCGGAGUUGACACUGUUCCAAUCCUCGUUGGCCCUGUCUCCUACUUGUUGCUGUCCAAGCCAGCAAAGGGUGUUGGGAAGGCCUUUUCUCUUCUCUCCCUUCUCGACAAAAUCCUUCCAAUCUACAAGGAAGUUGUAUGUGAACUCAAGGCAGCUGGUGCUUCCUGGAUUCAGUUUGAUGAGCCCACCCUUGUGAUGGAUCUCGACUCAGACAGAUUGCAAGCAUUCUCUCAGGCCUACUCGGCAUUGGAAUCAACACUCUCUGGCCUGAAUGUUCUCAUUGAGACCUACUUUGCUGAUGUUCCCAAGGAGGCAUACAAAGUCCUUACCUCUUUGAAGGGUGUCACUGGAUUUGGAUUUGAUCUUGUUCGUGGAACUAAGACCCUUGAUUUGAUCAAGGGUGGAUUCCCCACUGGAAAAUACUUGUUUGCUGGAGUUGUUGAUGGAAGGAACAUCUGGGCCAACGAUCUUGCCUCUUCCCUCAGCACCUUGCAGGGUCUUGAGGCCAUUGUAGGCAAAGACAAGCUUGUGGUCUCCACCUCCUGUUCCCUGCAGCACACAGCGGUGGAUCUGGUCAACGAGCCCAAGUUGGACAAGGAAAUCAAGUCAUGGCUUGCAUUUGCUGCUCAGAAGGUCGUUGAAGUUAAUGCCUUGGCCAAGGCAUUGGCUGGACAAAAGGAUGAGGAAUUUUUCUCAGCUAAUGCUGCAGCUCAAGCUUCAAGGAAGUCCUCCCCAAGGGUCACUAAUGAGGCUGUUCAAAAGGCUGCUGCUGCUUUGAAGGGUUCUGACCACCGCCGUGCUACUAACGUCAGUGCUAGGCUUGAUGCCCAGCAGAAGAAGCUGAACCUUCCAGUCUUACCCACCACUACCAUUGGGUCCUUCCCCCAGACCAUGGAACUCAGAAGGGUUCGCCGUGAAUACAAGGCCAAGAAGAUGUCCGAAGAUGAGUAUGUUGCUGCCAUCAAGGAGGAGAUCAAGAAGGUCGUCCAGCUUCAGGAAGAGCUCGACAUCGAUGUCUUGGUCCACGGAGAGCCUGAGAGGAAUGAUAUGGUUGAGUACUUCGGAGAGCAGUUGUCUGGUUUUGCCUUCACUGCUAAUGGAUGGGUACAGUCUUAUGGAUCUCGCUGUGUGAAGCCACCGAUUAUCUAUGGUGAUGUGAGCCGCCCCAAGCCAAUGACUGUCUUCUGGUCAACCACUGCCCAGAGCAUGACCUCCCGCCCAAUGAAGGGAAUGCUCACUGGUCCUGUUACAAUUCUAAACUGGUCCUUUGUCCGAAAUGACCAGCCCAGGUUCGAGACCUGCUACCAGAUUGCCUUGGCCAUCAAGGACGAAGUCGAGGAUCUUGAGAAGGCUGGCAUCAACGUUAUUCAGAUCGAUGAGGCUGCUCUGAGAGAGGGGUUACCCCUGAGGAAGUCCGAGCAUACUUUCUACUUGGAUUGGGCCGUCCACUCUUUCAGGAUCACCAACUGCGGCGUAAAGGACACUACUCAGAUCCACACCCACAUGUGCUACUCUCACUUCAAUGACAUCAUCCAUUCGAUCAUCGACAUGGACGCUGAUGUUAUCACCAUUGAGAACUCCCGCUCUGACGAGAAGCUCCUCUCCGUCUUCCGUGAGGGAGUCAGGUACGGUGCUGGAAUCGGCCCUGGGGUCUACGAUAUCCACUCCCCGAGAAUACCAUCAACCGAGGAAAUCGCCGACAGGAUCAACAAGAUGCUCGCGGUGCUCGAGACCAACAUUCUGUGGGUGAACCCCGACUGCGGUCUCAAGACCCGCAAGUAUGCCGAGGUCAAGCCCGCCCUCAGCAACAUGGUCGCUGCUGCCAAGCUCCUCCGUACCCAGCUCGCCAGUGCCAAGUGAAGAAGAGGCGCAACAAUACCGAGGGAGUGUUCCAAUGGAAAUUCUUCCGAAAUCACCCAUUCUUACUAUGGACCGGAGCGGAGUAAAAUCUUGUGAUCCCGUCCCGCUAUCAAUUGAAUAAGCGUACCGUGCUUGGGCGACUUCUAUUGGUUUUUCUUUUGGCCUUUUUUUUCUUUCCUCGUCGGAUUGUUUUUUCUUUUCGCUUUCUUUUUUCAGUCUUUUGUUCUCCAAUUUGUUUCUCUUAAAAUUUCCGAAAGAGUCGAAAGCCGCAUUGCUUAGUGUACCGUUCCGAGAAAUUGGAAAUGAAGAAAGAUCAUUUAUAAUGUUCAUGUCA
Molecule: messenger RNA, 2793 nt
Organism: Punica granatum (pomegranate)
Lineage: Eukaryota; Viridiplantae; Streptophyta; Magnoliopsida; Myrtales; Lythraceae
Source: RefSeq, a predicted model, not a curated record